Molecule: messenger RNA, 1350 nt
Organism: Spodoptera exigua (beet armyworm)
Lineage: Eukaryota; Metazoa; Arthropoda; Insecta; Lepidoptera; Noctuidae
Source: the annotation of a GenBank genome assembly
GGUAGACAAAAGAUAGUUUGUUGUCUAUGAUUAGUUAGUUUGUUUACAAAAUGGCCAUGGCUUGACUACAAAGUCAAACAACCCUAUCGGCAGCUGGCUGUCAUUUCUAAGUAAUCUAUGGUUGUCAAUGUAACCAUUGAAUCUUACGAAAUAUUUAAACUCUUAUUAAUCAAAGAAUAAUUGAAAAAUCAAUCGUUAAAAAUGACGAUCGGGAAAAAUAAUAAGAUGCAACAGCAUAUAAAUUAUAGAGUAAGGGUCAUAUUACAAGACUCACGGACGUUCAUUGGGACUUUUAAGGCAUUCGAUAAACACAUGAAUCUAAUUUUGGGAGACUGUGAAGAAUUCAGAAAAAUUAAAUCUAAAAACAGCAAAACCGCUGAUAGAGAAGAAAAAAGAACCUUAGGAUUUGUUUUACUUCGCGGAGAAAAUAUAGUGUCCUUGACUAUUGAAGGUCCACCUCCACCUGAAGAGGGAUUACCUCGUGUCCCAAUACCGGGUGCAAUUGGGGGUCCUGGAGGUGGCCGUGCAGCAGGUCGUGGGGCUGGCCCGGCUGGCGCUCCACCUGGCUUACAAGGCCCCGCUAGAGGUGUAGGUGGACCAUCACAACAGCAUAUGGCUCCAGGCUCUCGGGGACAACUAUCAGCGCCCCCACAAAUGCGAGGUGGUCCCAUGAUGGGUGGGCCACCACCAGGCAUGAUGGGAGCUCCUCCUGGAAUGGGCCGUGGUGGCCCUGGUGGACGGGGUCCCCCUGGUAUGCGACGUUAUUAGAAAGUUUGGAUGUGUGAUACCUGCAAUGUGAAUACAUCUCUUUAAAAACUCAAAAUUGACCAAUGUGUGUUACUAAUUAGUGAUAAUUACAUAUUAUAAUUGAUUACAGUGAUGUUUCUAAAAGUAUAUCUAUCACAUGUUCAAAGAAGUUGAAAAUGGUUCUAUACUCCUAAGUUUAAAUGAAUGUGGUGUUUACAAUUUUGUGUAAGCUAUGAGUCAAUGUAUAAUUUUUAAAAGUAUUAACAUUCAUGUGUGUUCUGAAAUCAGAUGUGUGUUACUGUUAGUUUACUAUAAAAACCUUGUCUUUGUGUAUGGGAAUAUGUAGGCAAUAUUACAAAAGUUGUAAGCUGACAUCCAUAAAUGUAUUAUAGUCUCACUCAAUAAAUUGUGAUUACAUCACUAAACUUGUGUUUCGUCAACAUUAUUAAUAUUGAUGUAGCCAUUUUAAUUUACUAAUACACAGGAAAGCACUAGUGAAUUUAGUAAACUAUUUGACUAGACUUGAAAUGUUCAAUACUACAUUAUUUAUAUUUCAAUUGAUUGCUUGGUUUAAUUUAAAUUCUAUAACUUAUUUUACUACCU